Dreissena polymorpha is the source of this 444-nucleotide messenger RNA. RefSeq names its product transcriptional regulatory protein AlgP-like. The coding region runs from base 1 to 444 and encodes 147 amino acids. NCBI's taxonomy places the organism in Eukaryota, Metazoa, Mollusca, Bivalvia, Myida, Dreissenidae. The record is from RefSeq and is a predicted model, not a curated record. The transcript is spliced from 2 exons.
AUGGUAAUUUGGCGAUUCCAGGUGUCGGCCAGUCAGUCAGACAGAUCGGACAGACUGACAUACCGACAGAUAUACAGACAAACAGAAAGAUGGUCGGUCAGCCAGCCGAUCAGCCAGUCAGCCAGCGACCAGCCAGUCAGCAAGCCAGUCAGCCAGAUAGCCAGCAAGCCAGCCAGCAAGCCAGUCGGCAAGCCAGCCAGCAAGCUAGCAAGCCAGCAAGCCAGCAAGCCAGAUAGCCAGCUAGCCAGCGAGACAGCCAGCCAGAGCCAGCGAGCCAGCCGAUCAGCCAGCCAGCGAGACAGCCAGCCAGCCAGUCAGCCUGACAGCCAGCGAGCGAGCGAGCCAGCGAGCCAGCCAACCAGCCAGUCAGCCAGCAAACCAGCCAACCAGCCAGCUAGAGAAAACAAGUCUACAUACCUUACCGCCAUGUUUUUGGAUAUGUAA